GCACUAUUAAGAUACCCUCCUUGUCAUGUCCAUCCUCAUAAGUCCCUCGCUUGCAAUGCCUGGACGAUGUCUGCUGCUCUGAGACUCAUCAGAGGAAUGUUGUCUCCAAGGAUAACUCUAGCGGCCUUUGUGCUCUUCAUCCCAGCAUCGCAAUGUUCAGCACCAAAUGAUUCCUCAUUUGUACUCACGAACAAGGCCACCGGUUUCUGUUUGCUGAAAAAAUACAACCGCUGCCUGGACAUCCGCUGGACCACCGGCAACCGUCUGUUUGUGACCACGACUAAGAAGUGCCUGGGAGCGCAGGGCAAAAGCGUGGGCAGUGAAGUGAGCUUCUACGACUGUGACGAGAAAAGUGCCCUCCAAAAGUGGGAAUGCCAGAAUGACACAUUGCUCGCCCUCAAAGACCAGCCGCUCUACAUUGAAAUCAAAGCCGAUGAAUCGGUAGCUCUCUCCAAAACUGUUGGUCCAAAUAACCAUUUGACAAUCACGGGGACAGCAAGUGGUGCUUGCUCAAGAACAUACAGAGAGCUUUAUACCAUUGAGGGAAAUGCAUUUGGCAAGAUCUGCAUGUUCCCCUUCAUGUACAAAGACCGGUGGUUUGCAGACUGCACCACAUUUGACUCCUCAACGAAGCGUAAUUGGUGUGCCAUUGAAACGAAAUACGAACAUGAACAGUGGGGAUACUGCCCGACCUCUUCCACGGAUUACUGGAACAGAAACCCCAUUACAGGAGCAUAUUACCAGCUUAACACACAGUCCGCACUAACUUGGUCCCAGGCUGACACCAGCUGCAAACAGCAGUCUGCCUCUCUGGUCAGCAUUAUCGACCCCAAUGAGAAGGCUUACAUCUCAGCACUGUUGGCAUCAGGGAAAAAUAAACUAUGGCUGGGGUUAGUUUUGGACCCAGAACAUGGCUGGCAGUGGUCUGAUGGGAGGCCAUUUCGUUACCUGAGAUGGGAAGCUGGACAUCCUCUUCCUAAUCCAGGACACAACUGUGCAUUUCUCAACACUGUUGGACAGUACUCUUGGCAAAGUUCAUCCUGUGCCAAAAAAAUGGGCUACAUCUGCUACAAAGACGGGGCCCCGCCAACUCCUCCACAAUUUGAACAAGGAUCUUGCCCAAGCCCCUGGAUUCCUUACAAUGGCCACUGUUUCCACCUUAACCGUAAUCUUCAAACGUGGCUCAAUGCUCAAACAGAGUGCCGCAAGGAAGGAGGGGAGCUUGUGAGCAUUCGCAACGUGGAAGACCAAAGUUUUGUGAUCUCUCAACUUGGAUAUGGCGCCACUGAUGAGCUCUGGAUUGGACUGAAUGACAGGAAUAUGGAGGGGCUGUUUGACUGGAGUGACCACUCUACCGUCAGCUUCACUAGCUGGGAGUAUGGGAAACCAACAGUCUCCACUGAGAACGAAGACUGUGUUCUCAUCAGAGGACAGAAUGGGAACUGGGCAGAUCGCGCAUGCGAUGAAAAACAUGGUUUUAUCUGUAUGAAGCAAAGUUCCACUGACAGCACGGUAGACGAAGUAACUGAGGACAUUGGCUGUAAAGCUGGUUGGAAAAGACAUGGCUCCUAUUGCUACUUUGUAGGGACUGAGACUAAGACUUUUGAUGAAGCUAAAGCAGAUUGCGAGAGCUCAUCUUCAUAUUUAGUUGAUGUUUCAAAUGGGGUGGAUAACGCCUUCCUUGUCAGCUUGGUGGGUUGGAGACCAGAGAAACACUUCUGGCUAGGGCUUUCAAAUCAGAAAAAUGUUGACGUGUUUGUGUGGACCAACACAGACUCUGUGACAUUUACUCACUGGAACGCUCAAAUGCCAGGUUAUGAACGAGGCUGCGUUGCUAUGACGAGUGGGAUUUUCGCUGGACUGUGGGAUGUACUGCCCUGCACCAAUAGGGAGAAAUACAUCUGCAAGUACUUGGCAGAUGGGGCAACUGUGACUGUACCACCACCAACUGUAACUCCUCCUCAAUGUGCGGAUGGCUGGAAUCGAGUGGGAACAAGAAAUGUCUGCGUUAAGUUUUUUACAGGGCCUCGUUCAUUCGAGAAGACCUGGUUUGAGGCCAGGGAUUACUGCAGGGAGAUUGGAGGAGAUCUGCUCAGCAUCCACAAUGCUCAUGAGCUAAAUGUGGGACGAAGAGGUGGAAAAGGCUGGAUUGGACUUCACGUCCCUGAUUCAAACAGUGGUUAUGUGUGGAGUGAUGGAACCCCGCUCAACUUCCAGCACUGGCAGAACGGAGAACCAAACAAUUUUAUGAAUUCAGAGUCUUGUGCCGAGUUCGUGAUACAUAACCAGGAUGAAGAUGGGUCUUGGAACGAUGUGCACUGUGAGAGUUACAAUGACUGGCUGUGUCAGAUCCGUGCAGGAGAUACUCCGAAACAACCUCCAAAUAAUACAGCAACGGACUUUAAUACCACUUCAGACGGUUGGCUUGUGUGGGGUGGGAAUCAGUAUUUCAUCAACAAAAUGUCAAAGCCCAUGGAAGAAGCUCGACACUUCUGUCAGCAGAGACACGGUGAAUUGGCGACGGUCAACAGUAAAAAAGAAAAUAUAUUCUUGUGGAAACAGAUAUCCAGAAGCUAUGGGUCAUAUUUUAUAGGUUUGUCAGUGGAACUCGAUGGGUCAUUCUGGUGGAUGGAUGGUACUCCAGUGUCAUAUCAAAGAUGGGACGAAAAUCAACCCAAUCUUGAGGCCUAUGAUGAGAACUGUGUUGCUGUGUCUUAUCACAUGGGCUUCUGGCGCACUACUAACUGUGGAAGAGAACUUCAGUCUAUUUGUAAACGCAGUAUCUCAGUACCUGCCAACACCACUGCAGCCCCGACAGUUCCUCCUAAAGGUGGCUGCCAAUUCCCAUGGAUGAAAUUUGGCUCAAAGUGUUACAAUAUCAUCACUGACAGGAGGACCACUUGGGAAGAAGCACGUCACCAGUGCGGUGUGAUGCGGAGCAAAUUAGUCUCUAUUACCACAAGAAAUGUGCAAGCAUUUCUGGUCACUAAAAUGGUGGAUACACCAGGUGUGAGCCUGUGGAUAGGUUUGAACGCUAUAAAACAAGAUGGAUUUUAUUGGACUGAUGGAAAAUCAAGGAAAUACACCAACUGGGGUUAUUCUAAAGUUCAGCGGCGUCCUGGGACCUUUUAUCAAAGGUGGAAUGAGGAAAACUGUGUUCUCAUGGUGAACAAUUAUACUUCUGGGAUUGGUAAAUGGAUGGUCAGGAAUUGCAAUGACAGCUAUGGAUUUGUCUGUCAUAGGAGUCUUGACACAAAUAUCGCCGCUCAGCCUGAUUCAAUAGAUCCUAACAUCUAUGUACGUAUGGGGAAUGACAGUAUUAAGGUUGUGACUCAAAAUCUGACCUGGGAUCAAGCCAAACAACGUUGUGAAAGUGAGAAGGCCACCCUGGCCAAUCUGCGAAAUGAGUGGACACAUGCCCACGUUGAACUGCUGGCUAUCACUCUCCAAACUCCUCUUUGGAUUGGACUUAAUAAAGAACAGACUGGAGGCUACUUUCGAUACAUUGACGGCUGGCAUCUGAGCUCAGCCUCGUGGGCUCCAUCAGAACCGUUGGCGAACAAACCUUGCGUGUACCUGGACGUGGAUGGGAAAUGGAAGACGGCGUUCUGCAACCAGACCAUGAACAGCGUUUGUAUGCAGACAACAGAUGUGGCUCCGACAGACUCCAACAUUUACCCUGGACACUGCCCUGAAGAUUCGAACUUAGGGUACCAUCAGACUUACUCCUGGCUGCCAUUUAAGAGUCACUGUUAUUUGUUUAUCACCGAUGAAAUUGAAUGGGCAGACGCAGCAAGCAGCUGUGUGAGACACGGCGGAACUCUGGCUAGCAUUCAAGAUGCGUCUGAGCAACAAUUCAUUAAAAGCAGCUUGGAAUCACUUCAGGACAGCCACACGUCUUUCUGGAUCGGCCUGUUUAAAACUCACAAAGGGGACUGGUUGUGGUUGGAUAAAACUGUCAUGGACUACACAAACUGGGGUGUGGAUGAGCCUGAUUCUGACUAUGGCUCAAUCAGAACCUCAGAUGGGUUUUGGAACUCGGGACGCAGAUGGCACGACAGAGGAUAUAUCUGUAAAACACCCAAAGUGUUGUCCCAGGAUCCUGAAUCAAAUCCUGACCCUCACAGAAGUCGGGAUCCUCGCAGUCGUGUCCACACAAGUGUGAUAGUUGUGCUGGUCAUUGCUGUCGCUUCCAUACUGAUGGCUGUUGGAUUCUUCCUCUACAAGAAGAGUCCCCUUCCCUUGCCCACCUUUGAAAACCCUCUCUACUUCAACAGCGAGCAAUCGCCGCCCGAUGUGGUUGAUACCAAUAAAAUAAUAGAGAACGCGGAAAACCCCGAGCCUAUUUUAACUCUGUGAUUCAUAAAGUGGCAGAAUCUAGUCGGACAUUAACUUUAUCUCAGACUGAUGCGAAACACUUUGUUGCUUCAUUGCUUUGUUGUUUACUAUAUAAAGUAUAUAUUCAGUUAUUUAAUGUCACUAAGUGUGAGUUUCAGUCGAGUUGGAAAUGUCUACCCUCUCAGAACAGAACAAUUUAGGCUCUAGGAUGUCUCGAUGGGAAUGAUUAGUACCUGAUUUUUUUUUUCUUCACUCAUCUAUGACUAUAUGUAUAUAACUGUCACGUGUGGUGCUUAUGCUCACUAGAAGCUGUUCAUUGCUUGUGCCCUUAAAAUGUGUAAAAACCUCAAUGUGUGUCACUGUUAAAUAAAUAUUAAACUUAAAUAAUAAA
Messenger RNA from Mugil cephalus (flathead mullet), 4729 nucleotides. RefSeq names its product macrophage mannose receptor 1-like. Bases 67 to 4359 code for a protein of 1430 amino acids. The record is from RefSeq and is a predicted model, not a curated record. Gene Ontology annotation, molecular function: signaling receptor activity. Lineage: Eukaryota; Metazoa; Chordata; Actinopteri; Mugiliformes; Mugilidae. The transcript has 31 exons.